Trypanosoma cruzi is the source of this 2223-nucleotide messenger RNA. RefSeq lists its product as uncharacterized. The transcript has a single exon. Lineage: Eukaryota; Euglenozoa; Kinetoplastea; Trypanosomatida; Trypanosomatidae. The coding region runs from base 1 to 2223 and encodes 740 amino acids. The record is from RefSeq and is a predicted model, not a curated record.
AUGAGUCGCGACGCAAAACCGUUUUUUAGAAGGCCCACACUGGCCGAUCUUGUGGCAGGAAGACAAGGCUCAAAUGUAUCACAGGAAUCCAACUCUGCUGGGACGUGUCAAGGUGUUUCGGUAUCCUCCGCGGGUUCUACGGUGCCGCCAGUCUCCGUGAAUACCGGAGGUCGCCCAGUAGAUGACGUGGAGGAAGCAGGGGCUCAUGAUGAUUCCUUUGCAAGGAUGGAACAGUCGGGACAAUGGAAGCUGGAGAAAAUAAACCGAGGGAAACUACACGAUAUGUUUGUCAAGGAAAAUGGUAUCCGACGGGAUAAUGUCAUACGGCUUUUAAAAAAAAUAGGUAUAAAUUCCUCACUGAAUGAUGCAGCACUGCAGGUGCUUUUUAAGGAAAAUACACACACCGAGUCUUCCAUUUUACCUGAGCAAUGGGUGGCUCUUGUAGAGAAACUACUCCGGGUACAGGAAGAUGCUACCGAGGGCACGGCGCAAUCCAAUGAGGUUCUUGCGUCAAAGCCAAGAAAUGAUGAAAAGCCGAAGAACGUCAACGUGAUGCAGAGGAAGGAUACAGUUUCAUCACAGAGGAAUCGAGAGGUUUUACCUGAGCGUAAAGAUGGAAAUAAAAACAAUGUCAGUAUCAACAACUACGUUUUGAAUGAAACCAGGGAACAUCCUGGUGAAGUAUUUGAGAAAAAGUGGAUUACCGGAGGUGAGGCGACAGAUAUUGCCUUGUUGAAGUUGUUUAUUCAUUGUGGUGCAUUAGACCGAAAAGAUAGAGGAAUAGAAUUGUUACCUGAAGAUUUUAGACGCGUCACGUAUCUCCGACGAAACAUAUUACCUCCAAAACCCAUCGUAUGGGAUGCGGCAUCUAAAAUAGCUGAUUGGUGCUUGCAAAAUUCGCAUUCAACAAGUUAUGAAACAGAUGAUUUAUGCAUGAAAAUGUCAAGUUUUCUGGACCUUUUAAAUGAUGAGUUUCUUGACCUUACAGGUGGAAAAGUAUGGAAUGACAAGGCAGCGAAUUCUUCUCCUCCGACAGUAUGCAUGGUUCUUGCUUCACUGGCACCUGUGCCACUACAGCGGCUUUUUGGCAAAGAGGUGGUAGAUCACCUUUGCAGUCCCUCGACGGUUCAGAACGUAUUGAGGGCAUUAGGAGGUUCUCGUGGACUUUUUUCAACUUUUAAUGAGCCAAUGCCUCAAAAUGGGAAGGAGUUUGGGAUUCCUCCACCAUUGCCACCCCCAGCCUCGAAUAACCCGCAACGUCCACAGGCCCGUUUAUUGCCUUUUUUUUCUUCGAGCGCAUGUAUGAUCGGCAUGGGUGGUGGUGGCGCUGAGGGUUGUUUCACUGGCAUGGAUGGGGCAGGUGUUAAGAAGAAAUCCCCUUUGGUUUCUUAUUCUGUGGGCUCACGUUCUUCUUCGACGCUGCGGGGUGCAAAUGGGAAGAAUGAGCAGCCACGAUACAUGGAACCAAGGCCACUUGACGAAAUAUCUGCCUCUAUUGUUGCAAGAUCCAAGGCCCGUAGGCUUAUAGAUGAACUUCGAAAGAAUGCCAUUCCCAUUAAUCGUUACGAGUGUUUUGCACGUAUUGAUUACGUUCAAAGAGCCAUAUUUGAUGAUGCUAGCCUUGGAGAGGAAGAGGAGGAGGAGGAAGAGGAGGAGGAUGGUGGAAAUGUUAGUCGUGAUGCCGGAGCACGCGCCCAUCGACGGCAUCGUUACACUCGUUACAGGGCUCGACCGCCAGACAUUACAGGCCCAUUGUUACCUGGCAUGUAUAAGUUGGGUGGGCUUGGUCAACCCCUGCAGCGUCGAGCAAGGCAGGAGACAUUUGAGCGUCUUUACGGGCUACGCUUUGGUCAAGUGCGUGGGGUAAGCAAUGGCUCCGGGUAUCGAUCCACGUCCUUGAAGAGUGCGGCACUUUUGGCGUCACGCAGCGCGAGUGAAAGAGGCACACUUGCUUCUGGGCAAAUCAACCCAGUGAAAGUGGAGGACUCAAAAAAGGUGGGGUUUACUGAGGAGCGACCGAUGCAACAGGCGGAUGAUGCGCCGACACCUUUGUAUCAGCGACGGCAAAUUCGUGGGAAAAUGACACGGCGGGGCUCACGACCACCGUUAAUGCUGGCCAAUUUGUUUGCAAAACAAAUUGUCUUUUCUUCGCCCGGCUCACAACUACCGACUCCUAAUUCUGGCACUGUUUCCACAAGGAAGGGUCAAAAAAGAAACGGUUGA